AUGUCCGGGCUACGCAUGUGGGCCCCAGGGUUUCUGCUCCUGCAGCUAUUGUGGCUGCAAGUCCAGACUGCUCCAAUUCCAGAACUGCCAAUGGAUUCUUUUCUGAUGACCUCCAUCCCCUUGGGGCCCACUGAGCCCUGGUCUUGGAAUGAGAAUCAGCAGAUUCCCACGCCUGCAGAUAGAAAAGUGACUUCGCUCAACACAGCUGUAGUUACAGAAGCCCCUGAGAAAACGGAACUUCCAAACUCUCAGAAGACUUCAACUCAAAUUUCUUCAGUCAAACCGAAGAGUCAACAUCCACUUCUAAAGGCUCAACCUUCAGACCAUCAGAAGGCAACAUCCUCAUUCCCUGAUUGGGGUAAAAUUCACCAUCAACUAUUGUCCAUCACUGUUGAUAAGGUGGAGAUGGGGCUUGUGAUAAAACCAAAGCCCCCUACGAAGAAUGAACUAUCUGCAACUGACAAGGAGGUCUCUUUUAAUCCUGCUAAACUUCCAAACCAGCAGGAGACCCCACAUCAGCCUACUGUCCUGCAACAGACUACAUCUCCUACGAAACACCUUGAAAUGGAACUUUCAUACCCAAAGCCUCUUCAGGCUCUGCAGACAACCUUGUCUGAAGUUCCUCCAGUGACUGAACAGAUUGCCACCAUGAAGAUAUGUGACCUGUGUACCUGCAGUGCUGGGACACUGUCCUGUAUUGGUUUUGGCUCAAACCAGCUCACCAAAGUGCCUGUGCCAGAGCCCAGCAUCUACAGUGGCACCUUCACCGUCUUGUAA
Pipistrellus nathusii (Nathusius's pipistrelle) is the source of this 777-nucleotide messenger RNA. The record is from the annotation of a GenBank genome assembly. Lineage: Eukaryota; Metazoa; Chordata; Mammalia; Chiroptera; Vespertilionidae.